AUGGUCUCGGCGUCGACGCCGCCUUCCUCUGGCCAGUACUUGGCUCGCUGGGAUGCUUCCGAUGCGACGCUGUCCAGCGUCGCAUACCUGCUUCUCGCAUCGGCGUUCUACAGCAUGAGCGUCUGCACGAGCGAUUUGCUCGCUGCAAUACCCUUCUCUGGCGGCGCGUUUGGCCUCGCGCGUGUUGCCGUCAGCUUUUACGGCGGCUUCCUCGUGGCGGUCGCCGAGUGUUUCGAGUACGUUCUCUGCACGGCCGACGCGGUGCAGUCUCUCGGUGCGACACUCGCGCUAAUGUGGCUCGCUCCGUUUCGACCGAUCACCUACCUUGCGCUCUAUGUGCUUCUUACGCACGUGCACUUGGCGGGGGGACCGAGCGUCUGGAAAAGCUACAUCGUGCUCGCAGCAACCACGAUCCUCGGACUCGUCGUCUACCUUGGCAGCAGUGUGCCACAGCUCGAAUUGCGGCCGCUGCGCACCAAAAGCAUGUGGAGCUCGGGGCUUGAGCUCGCGGCGCUUCUGCCGUCGCAAAUGCGUCUCUUUAUGGGGCUCGAGUGCCUCAACCUCUGCGGCCAGGACGUUGACGACCCGCAGAUUGCACUCCCGCUCGUCCAGCGCCAAGCCAUGCGCAUCGAGUGA
Saprolegnia parasitica CBS 223.65 is the source of this 636-nucleotide messenger RNA. RefSeq lists its product as hypothetical. NCBI's taxonomy places the organism in Eukaryota, Oomycota, Saprolegniomycetes, Saprolegniales, Saprolegniaceae. Bases 1 to 636 code for a protein of 211 amino acids. The record is from RefSeq and is a predicted model, not a curated record. The transcript is spliced from 3 exons.